UUACGCCAUCUUGGAUCUGCGGGCUACAGUGGCUAGCUAGCUAGCAAUUCGUUCUCAGAACGCAUCGUUACUCUGAUGUGGUUUGGUUUUUUCCCGCGUUGGUAUUAAGACGUUGAAUCCAACACAGAUCUCCACCUGAACCCUUCUUCUUCUCACGAAUGGACGGAGAAGAUGACGACUUCCUGUCGGGGAGGCACUCCGACGACGGAGGCGGCACUCCGGUUCAGGACGAGCACGGCGAGGAGGCCGGGAGCGGCGGGCACCAGUCAGAGGACGAGGGCAGUGGCCAUGACGACAGCCCCGUCGCCAUGGAGACCAGCGGGGCGGCGGGCGGCUCCGACAACGAGGAGCGCGGAGGAAGCAACAGCGACUCUGGGGCCGAAGCACCCGGGGGUUACCACGACAACAAGGGCGACUUGGAGGCGGAGCCUCCUCAACCCGCUGACAGCGAGGACGACGAGGACGCCGCGGUCAAGCGGAGGAUGAGCGGCUCGGACAAGGAGGAGGGAGGAUCGUCUCUCCCCAAGCGCAGAGAGAGCAGCUCGGAUGUGGAGGGGGGGGGGCACAUGGUGCCUGCGGGCAGCGACUCGGAGAACGAGGACGCCAAACCUGUGGCGUCUCUUAACGGUGACUCUGAGGAGGAGACACCGGCAAGACGCAAGGCAGUACAUCUAGACUCUGAGGAGGAGGAGGAGAAACAGGAGGAGGAGGGGGGAGGUGGUGGAGGGGGGAAGUGGAAGGCUGUGAUGCAGUCUGACAGUGAGGAGGAGGAGGAGGAGGGCCAAGGGGGGAGGAAGGCUGCAGCAGGAAACGAAGGCGAGAAGCAGCAGGAGGACGACGAGACGCCAGUGAGGAGGAAGAAGGCCGUCCUGUCGGACAGUGAGGAUGAUGAAGAGCACAACACAGACAAACCAGCCCCGAAGCGGACCCGGGUGGUGUCCGACGACUCUGACGGAGGCGCCCUGCCGCUCCGGCCCGACUCGGCCUUGGCGGCGAAGCUGAGGGAGCUCGGCUCGGACAGCGGCAGCGACGAAGACGAGCAGACGAAGAGCGGCGGGAAGAAAGAGGAGAAGGCUUUGUUCGGCAGCGACAGCGACUCCGGGGAGGGCGAGGAAGAGGAGGAGGAGGAGGAGGAGAAAAUGAUUGCGGACAUCUUUGGGGAGUCCGGCGACGAGGAGGAGGAGUUCACGGGGUUCAACCAGGAGGACCUGGAGGGAGACAAGAAGGAGGCCAAGGAGCAGCAGGAGCAGCAGCAGGAAGAGUCCGACUCGGACGACGGGGUGGACCGCAGCGGCCAAGACACCAGCUUCAUGUCGGACUUCGACGUCAUGUUGGCCCGGAGGAAAGCCAUGAACAGCAGGAAGCGCCGGCACCGCGACGGCGGAACCUUCAUCAGCGACGCCGACGACGUGGUCAGCGCCAUGAUCAGCAAGAUGAACGAGGCCGCCGAGGAGGACCGAACUCUGAACAGCCAGAAGAAACCGGCGCUAAAGAAGCUCACCCUGCUGCCGCACGUGGUCAUGCACCUGAAGAAGCAGGACCUGAAGGAGACGUUCAUCGACAGCGGUGUGAUGUCGGCCAUCAAAGAGUGGAUCAGCCCCCUUCCGGACAAAUCUCUGCCGGCCCUCAGGAUCCGAGAGGAGCUGCUCAGGAUCCUGCAGGAACUGCCCAGCGUGAGUCAGGAGACCCUGAAGCACAGCGGCAUCGGACGCUCCGUCAUGUUCCUCUACAAACACCCCAAAGAGUCCCGGGCCAACAAGGACCUCGCCCUGAAACUGAUCAAUGAGUGGUCCAGACCCAUCUUCGGCUUGACCUCCAACUACAAGGGGAUGACCAGAGAGGAGCGUCAGCAGAGGGACCUGGACCAGCAGAUGCCCCAGAAACAGAGACUCAGUUCGGGGGGUCAGACGCCUCGGAGAGACCUGGAGAAGCAGCUGACUGGGGAGGAGAAGGCUCUGCGGCCCGGCGACCCCGGCUUCUGCGCCCGGGCUCGGGUACCGAUGCCCUCCAACAAAGACUACGUGGUGCGGCCCAAGUGGAACGUGGAGAUGGAGUCCAACAGGAGCGGCUAUAAGAAAGGCCUCAGCCAGCUGGAGAAGCUCAAGCGCCGCGUCGCCGACCAGAAGAAAACGGGCCGCCCACAGGGAGCCGUGAAGAUCAGCAUAGAGGGGAACAGGAUGCCCCUGUAGCUGGAGGGCGGGGGGGCACACGGCCCGAUGAAGAAGGGGAUGACCCGCGUGGACAAACAGAUGAGGAGGUUCGCCGACAUCCGCCGCCUCACCAAGCCGGGUCACGCCGUCAAGAUCAGCGUGGAGGGAAACCGCAUGCCGCUCUGAUUUUAGCCCUACGAGGACUUAGUGACUCUUCUUUCUUUUUUACGUGUUGUAUCAUGAACAAUCCCCCCCCUCAGGUCCAGCUCUGUCCAACGAAGAGCCAACGUCAAAUCAUUUUCAAUUAAAGGGACAAUUUUCAAGGGUUUAGUGGCAUCUAGUGGUGAGCUUGCAGACCACAGCGGACCCCCGUCUCAGCCUACUGGAGAGACGGGGGAGAAACAUGGCCGCCCCCCCUGAUGAAAACAAAGUUGUGAAUAUUAUUUUACAUUUCUGCCAAUAAAUCCCACUAAAUCCUCCACUAGUCGGUGUGUGAACAUCUGAUGAAAACAGGUCUCUGCAGUUUGAUUAGCGGUUAGCUACAAUUAACUAGCUAACCGGAUCCACAGUGUGUUAACUGUUAGCGCUACAUUAGCUUAACACUAGGCUAAGUAAAGAUGGCAGUAAUCACACUCAUGGCCAUGCUAUUAGCUACAGUUAGCAUUGGCCUACCAAGGUCAUUUAAAAUGAUAAUUCUAAUGUUAGCAAUGACUUCAGGCAAAUGAAUCCUCAAUGACUCUUUGCUUUAGCUGCAAGCUAGCUGAGUUAGCAGCUGAAGACGACAUCGACGAGGUCAAACCAAACCGAUGACCAGUAAAUGGACUCUGGGUCUCCUGGUUUCAAGCCUGUUGAGUUGAAGUCAGAGAGCGGAUUCUUCCCUUUGACCAAAGUACCUUCACGUGACGCUCUUUCUGUUUGGCUGAGGGCCCGUUUUGACCCUUCUCUGCUCCCGUAGCGCCGUACAGCGAGCCUGUUGAUCUGGAUCAGCUCUGUGUUCUGGAUCAGGUGAUGCUUUUUCUUAAUAAAGACUCAAACACUC
Molecule: messenger RNA, 3189 nt
Organism: Gasterosteus aculeatus aculeatus (three-spined stickleback)
Lineage: Eukaryota; Metazoa; Chordata; Actinopteri; Perciformes; Gasterosteidae
Source: RefSeq, a predicted model, not a curated record